AUGCUGGUUGCGCAGCCCGCGGUGGCCGAACUGGAUCUUGCUCCACUGCCGGAUGAAUUAUGGAGUGCGACCUACGCAGGACAUCUGGCUAAUCGGGCAGGUUUCGGCGCAGGGCUGACUGAGCGUGAUGCCCUGGGUCGUUUAACACCAGGCCAGGCCGUGCAACGUUUUGUGCAGGGGCUGGACAUUAAUCCUCUGCAGCCGUUUGAAGCCUCCGACAUUUUUGAUCCGGGUCUCGACCCAUUUCCACCCAGCCGUCCUGCAGCCACAACGCUGGCGAAAAGUCAGGGCCAUGCAUUAGGCGUGAAGGUGAAACCCUCGGGUAACCGCCCUUUGCAGCCGGUGGUUGACCGGUUCUUCUACUGGCUGCGUGCCAGUUAUCUGGAAACUGAUCGGGUCGCCUACUGGUGGGCCAAUCGCAUGCUGACCACGGCACAUCCCCUGCAGGAAAAGGUGGCACUUUUCUGGCACGGACACUUUGCCACGAACGAAGAUAAGGUAAGAGACUAUCGGAAAAUGCUGCAGCAGCUGCAGUUGCUGCAGGAGUAUGGUCUUGGCGAUUUCAGAACGCUGCUGAUCGGCAUAGCGCAAAACCCGGCAAUGCUGGCGUUUCUUGAUGCAGGCGUGAACACAAAAGACUCACCUAAUGAGAACUUUGCUCGUGAAAUUCUUGAACUGUUCACUAUGGGGGUUGGUCACUACAGCGAGCGUGACGUGCAGGAAGCGGCACGGGCCUUUACAGGCUGGCACUUUGACGGUCUUGAAUUUGUCGUGAACACCCAGCAUCAGGAUCUUGGCGCGAAACAGUUUUUGGGUCAGGAGGGCCCUUUUGACGGGAUUGCGAUUAUCGAUAUUGUCCUUGAUCAGGCACAAACAGCAAACUACAUUGCGGCCAAGCUGUAUCGUUACUUUGUGAAUCAGGAUCUGGCCGUUGAAAAUAAGCCCCAGCUCGGGCAGCUGUUGGUGAGUGUGGAUUACAAUAUUGCGGAGUAUCUGGCGGUACUGUUUCGUUCCAACGAUUUCUAUCAACCUCAAAAUGUCGGCUCGCGGAUUAAGGGUCCGGUUGAACUUAUGGUGUCGACUUAUCGGCAUCUGGGUUUACAGGCAGUGCCCGGCGUGCCGGAUUUCAACCAGCAGAGUCAGGCGUUAGGGCAGCGGCUGCUGCAUCCACCAACUGUCGCUGGCUGGUCCCAUGGUCGGAGCUGGAUCACGCCCAGCCUGCUGUUCGAGCGUGCAAAUUUUAUUCUGGACGUACUUUUUCCGGAUCUCGGAUUUGUUGCGCCGGACCGUUAUCCCGUGUUUACGCCGGAGAUCGUUAACGUACAGGCCCGCCUGCGCCAGGGCAUGAGUGUCAGUGAGGCCACCAAACCAACAGGUGUUGCAGGCGGUGCGGACGAAAUGGCAGCCUCCAACCUCCUGGCGGAUCGUGAUGAAGACUUUAAUACCCGCCUGGGUAGUAUGCGUGGCUGGCAGAUGGCGUUGGAACGUGUAAAGCCGAUUGAGCGGGCGCCGGCAAGAAUUGAUCUGACAAAUAUGGUGCUUGCUGCUGAAUGCACAACACCGCUUCAUGUGAUCAACUAUUUUGAGCGUCUGUUUUUUGCAGUGCCGUUGCCACCGGAGGUCAAAGUACAGCUCGCCAAACAGCUGCGCACGGGUUUGGGCACCACUGAUCUGGUGCAGGCGCAGACAUACAUGGAAACGGCUUUACGCACUUUGUUACACGAGAUGUUGAGUCUGCCGCAAUAUCAAUUGGCUGGCGCCACCCUGGCGGGCUUAAGCAGUCUGCCUAAACUGAGUGCAUCGACAACGCUUGCGUCAGAUGCACCUGUACUGGUUGUUGUGGAGCUCUCGGGUGGCAAUGACGGGCUGAACAGUAUUGUACCGUUUGCAGAUGAUGCUUAUUACCGCCAUCGCCCGAACCUGGGGAUACAACAAUCUGAUCUGCUGGCCCUGGACGAUCACUAUGGCUUCAACCCAGGCAUGCUUGGACUGCAGAGGUUGUGGCAGCAGGACCAGCUGGCCAUUGUGCAUGGUUGUGGUUAUCCCCAGCCAUCCUAUUCUCAUUUCACUUCCAUGGCGUAUUGGCACACGGGUGUACCCCAUCGGGGCAGUGAGUUCGGUUGGCUCGGACGCGUCGCUGAUCAAAUGGUGGCGACCCGCCGUGAUGACAUGUUGGUAAACGUUGCCGCAACGGCCUCGCUGGCAGUCAAGAGUAAGGUGCAUACACCGGUGGUGUUUGACGACCCCAAUCGAUUCUGGCGCAAUGGCUGGCUCGAUGGCGUGCCCUCUAUUGCGGUGGAUUCAAGCAGCACGGAAGAGGAAGUGAAAAGCCCAAACGCGGCUUAUCUGCAAGCGGUUAACCGCAGUGCACAACAGUCUUCUGCGCGUAUCAGACAAGCCUGGAACGACUACAACACCCCGGUUGAUUAUGGCAUUGCGCCGAUGGAUUUACCCAAGGUGGCGGCGUGUAUUCAGGCAGGAUUAGAUACACAGAUCUAUCAUGUGGCAUUUCGUAAUAACGCCUUUGAUACCCACGUGGCACAACCUGCACUGCACCGGCGUUUGCUGAGUUAUGCCUGUGACGGAAUUUAUGGGUUUAUAAGGGAUCUCGAGCGGCUGCAGCAGGCGCAUCGGGUGGUUGUACUGGUGCAUUCAGAAUUCGGUCGCCGGGUACCGGAAAAUGCAAAUCAGGGUACUGAUCAUGGGACGGCCAACACCAUGUUCCUGGUGGGUGCGCCAGUGGCGGGUGGCCACUAUGGGGAGCCUGUAGAUCUGGUGAAUCUGGUGGAGGGUGACAACCUGGCGCACACCACAGACUUUCGCCAGGUAUACGCCACGGUGAUGGAACGCUGGCUUGGUGCCCGGCAUUAUGCCCUGGGUGUGUUGGUGGUGGUGUACACCUUCAACUUUAUUGAUCGCCAGAUUCUGUCGAUCCUGUUGGAACCCAUCAAGGCUGAUCUAGGCUUGUCGGAUACCCAACUGGGUCUGCUCACCGGGUUUGCGUUUGCCCUGUUUUACGCCACCAUGGGUAUUCCCAUCGCACGUUAUGCGGAUAAAAAUAAUCGCCGCAAUCUGAUUGCGCUGUCGCUGACCAUCUGGAGUGGUUUCACAGCCGUUUCGGGUCUCGCGCAGAAUUUCUGGCACCUGUUGAUUGCGCGUAUUGGCGUCGGCGUGGGUGAGGCGGGUUGUAGUCCACCGGCACAUUCACUGAUUUCCGACUACUUUCCGGCAGAGAAACGCGCUACUGCAUUGGGGAUAUAUUCUCUAGGUAUUCCAGUAGGCAUUCUGUUUGGCUUUAUCGCCGGUGGCUGGCUGAACGAGUUUUUUGGCUGGCGCGUAGCGUUUUUUGUCGUUGGCGUUCCGGGGAUCAUAUUGGCUCUGGUGGUGCGCUACUCCCUGCGUGAACCCACCCGCGGCAUGGCAGAAGGUCGAGUUGAUACCGGUCAGCAACCUACCACCAAAGAAACCUUCAAGUUGCUCUGGAGUAAGCGAUCAUUCCGCCAUCUUGCAUUUGGUGCCGCAUUGACCGCCUUUGUUGGUUACGGUCUGGUCACCUGGGUGCCUUCGUUCCUUAUCCGUUCUCACGGUAUGACAACCGGCGAAGCGGGCACAUGGUUAGGUCUUAUUCUGGGUAUACCCGGCGGUAUUGGUAUCGCCCUAGGUGGUUGGAUGGCUGAUCGCUACGGUUCAAAAGACACCCGCUGGUACUUGUGGGUGGUUUCUGUUGCUCUGUUACUCGGCACCCCUUUCGCGUUUGGUGUUUUCCUGUCUGACUCUGUCGUCUGGUGUCUGCUCUUUCUGAUCAUGCCGGUCCUGUUAGGUAACUUUUACCAGGCCACAACAUUUUCUCAGACACAGGGCCUGGUAGAACUGCGAAUGCGCGCAGUAGCCGCAGCAGUGCUUCUGUUCAUUAUUAACAUUAUCGGAUUGGGCGCAGGCCCUCAGGCAGUGGGCAUUGUCAGUGAUCUGCUCAAUGAUCGUUUUGGUCAGGAGUCCCUGCGCUAUAGCCUGUUGAUUUUCUCUUUUGUGAAUAUCUGGGCAGCAUUCCAUUACUACAAAGCCGGCCAGUACCUUAAAGCUGAUCUGGUGCAGGAAUAA
This is a messenger RNA of Symbiodinium necroappetens, 4098 nucleotides long. The record is from the annotation of a GenBank genome assembly. Lineage: Eukaryota; Dinophyceae; Suessiales; Symbiodiniaceae.